AUGAUAAAACAACUUGAUAACAUUAAACGACUCUCAAAAAUGAAAGCAUUCUAUCGUAUGAUUUAUGAUAUUUGUGUUGUUACAUUCAUCGUUGUUAUAACUUCUGAACACAUGAUUUCUCAUGACUACACUUUUAGUAGAAUGUGUAGAUUUUGGACAAUGUGGAGUUGUUGGGGAUGUGCUUUCUAUUUCUUUGUUGCUUUUUGUAAACAAAUGACAUUGUUAUUAUUUAAUUUUGAAGUUGAACGUACUAAAAAAAAUAAAAAAAGAAAUAUAGUUAUGGAAGUAUUAGUUGAUUCAACUCAACAAACAGCAUUAGUGUUGUGUCUUUGUGUUAGUAUUAUGUUUUGGAUUUUAUAUUUCAAAUCACCAAGUGCUGUUUUUAGAGUGUCUGAAGAUUGGCAACCUUCAUUAAUGGAACAACUAUUUGUAACUCAUUUUGAACAUUCAUUCCCAUUAUUAUUUUUAUUAGUAGAUUGUUUUGUUUUCAAUCAAGGAAAUAAAAGAGUUCAUGACAAUUACAAAUAUUCUCGUUUUGUUCCAUUAGUUGCUUUCUUGUGUUAUGCUUCAUUAGCUCUUCAUGAUUUCUUUAGAUUUGCUAUUCGACCUUAUCCAUUCAUGGACAAAUGGGGUAUCAUGCCUCUUUUGGCUACUUUAGUUGUUGUUGUAAGCAUUUUAGAUUAUCUUCUUAAUCCUAUUGCUUAUUGUUUUCGUGUCAAAUUUAGAUUAAGAUGA
Molecule: messenger RNA, 735 nt
Organism: Entamoeba dispar SAW760
Lineage: Eukaryota; Evosea; Mastigamoebida; Endamoebidae
Exons: 1
Coding region: 1-735 (244 amino acids)
Source: RefSeq, a predicted model, not a curated record